AUGCAACGGUGGGCAUACGCCGCAGUCGUAUUAUUCUGUUUGCUUACAGAUUUACGGCGCCGGGCUCGUUUGCUUGAGAAUCAAAUCGAUCUUAAAUUGGUAGCACUGAACAAACUGACAUCCGGAACAUCAGGUCGUUACGAAACGCUGUUGAACGAAAAAGCAAUUGUGAAUAGCAAACAGAAAGAAUUCGAUUCACUUUCUUCAGAAUUAGAAGGCAUGCUCGCUAAACUGACACAGAUUGAUGAGCAGCUACCGAUUAUUGACUACGAAGCAUCGUUGACGGGUGAAUGGGUGCAGUGGACAUCAAAGGUUCCCCAGAUCGAAGUAGAAACACAUCGGGUUGCUGCUGCUGAUUUGGUGAUACCAACAGUGGACACUGUGCGACAUGAAAUGCUUCUCAACACUUGGCUUUCCGAGCACAAACCACUGGUGCUCUGUGGUCCGCCAGGUUCCGGCAAAACAAUGACUCUCCUCUCGGCGCUUCGUUCUUUACAAGUACUUUACUUCAAAAAAAGAAAUAUUGCAUUUUCAUAUAUAUUUAAGGAUAUGGAUGUUGUCAGUGUUAAUUUUUCAUCUUCAACCACUCCGGAGUUGUUGAUGCGCACAUUCGAUCAUUACUGCGAAUACCGUCGUACACCCAAUGGUGUGGUACUUUCGCCGGUGCAAAUUUCCCGAUGGUUGGUCAUAUUUUGCGACGAAAUCAAUCUACCAGCCCCAGACAAAUAUGGUACACAGCGUGUCAUUUCGUUCUUACGCCAGCUUGUCGAAAUGAAUGGUUUUUAUCGUACAUCGGAUCAAACUUGGGUAUCUCUUGAACGAAUCCAGUUUGUUGGAGCUUGUAAUCCGCCAACCGAUCCUGGUCGACAUCCGCUUUCGUUGCGUUUCUUGCGCCAUGUCCCUGUGGUAUAUGUGGAUUAUCCAGGGCAAACAUCCCUAGUGCAAAUUUAUGGAGCUUUCAACCGAGCCAUGUUACGUGUUUCAUCCAACUUGCGUUCAUUUGCUGAGCCCUUAACAAAUGCUAUGGUCGAUUUCUAUCUACAGUCACAGGUAAGGCUUAUAAUACUCGUUGAGAGCAUUUCUUAA
Molecule: messenger RNA, 1086 nt
Organism: Gongylonema pulchrum
Lineage: Eukaryota; Metazoa; Nematoda; Chromadorea; Rhabditida; Gongylonematidae
Source: the annotation of a GenBank genome assembly